Microcebus murinus (gray mouse lemur) is the source of this 3300-nucleotide messenger RNA. NCBI's taxonomy places the organism in Eukaryota, Metazoa, Chordata, Mammalia, Primates, Cheirogaleidae. The record is from RefSeq and is a predicted model, not a curated record.
UGCAGGGUUGGGUGCCUGGCCUAGCCCCUCAUGGGGUUCUUAGUGUCUCUCCAGGGAAGCGGCUCCUUGGGCUGGUCCCCUUGAGCUUCCUCCAUGGCAGGAAGGAGGAGCCAGGCCCCUGCCCCAGUGGGCGUCCAGCCUUGAGUCCUCCGCAGGGCCUCAGUAGGACUGCAGGUCUAAACCGGCCCCUUGUAGUGUUGUGGGAGAAUGAAGCACCAAGGUUCAAGCAGGAAUCUGCUUUGAGAACCCAUAAUUUUUUGCCAAGGUGGGUUUGUCUGGGCUUGUGCCUUUCUGCCACAAUCAGGGCCGCAGUGGUCACGUCCAGGUGGCAGGACAAUGGGAAAUUGGUAGGAGGCAGGGCUCUCGAGAUCCCCUCUUCUCUCCCUCCCCACAAGGCCACAGCCAUACUUGCUGCCCCUUGAAUUGGUGUGAGCUCAGUUCCUGGUCUGCGCUUUGUCAAGCAGGAAAAGAGCUGCUGCUUUGGGCAUAGGCACUGGGCUCAGCCCCUGACUGCUUGUCACCCCGCUGGGCCUGUUUCCCUGGCAGGAGGCCAGUGGCCAGGGGGGGUGGGAAGUGCUCAGUGUGUAGGUGGGAUGGUUGGAACAACCCGACCAUUGAGGAUGGGAAGGUGGCGGGAGGCCGGGCAUGAGCCUGGGGCAGAAGCCGGGGUGUCCAUGGAGCCGUGGGCCUGGCCCUUGGGACGGGAUGGGCCGGGCCUCCCACGCCUCUCUCCUGGUGCAGGCAUCUUCCUGAGGGAGAAGGCUUGUGUGAAUCUGUUGGGAGGGUGGGUCCCUCCCGUCUCGCCCAACCUGCAGUGAGCUUUCCUUUCAUCAAGGAGAGAGGGACCUGGACAACUUGGUCUGGGAUGGGCCAGGCCUUGCCUCUUGCUCCAUCAGGGAGACAAACCCACACUGCGUCCAGACCUUAGUCGCCUGUUGUCCCAGCCCUGACCCUCUAACUGCGCCCCGUGAGCCACCAAGACUGAACCAGGGUGGGGAAGCGGCACCACCAGCCACCAAGCCAGCCUUGCGGAGGCAGAGCCCCUGGAGCAGUGACAACGUGGGAGAUCUUCUGGCGCGGGGGAAGGGGAGGAAAGAGGAAAACAAAGGCGAGCAGCCUAGUGCUGCCCUCCCUGCGCCUGCCUGCGAUGUGUCAGUCGGAGGCGCGGCGAGGACCAGAGCUCCGUGCCGUGAAAUGGUUGCAGUUCCCCCAGCUGGCCCUGAGGCGGAGGCUGGGGCAGUUGAGCUGUAUGUCCAGACCCGCCCUGAUACUGCGCUCCUGGCCCCUGACUGUCCUCUACUACCUCCUGCCCUUUGGUGCCCUCAGCCCGCUCAGCCGGGUGGGAUGGAGGCCCGUGAGCAGGGUGACCCUGUACAAGUCGGUGCCAACGCGUUUGCUGUCUCGGGCCUGGGGCCGCCUCAACCAGGUGGAGCUGCCGUACUGGCUGCGCAGGCCCGUCUACAGCCUGUACAUCUGGACCUUCGGGGUGAACAUGAAGGAGGCCGCCGUGGAGGAUCUGCACCACUACCGCAACCUCAGCGAGUUCUUCCGGCGCAAGCUGAAGCCGCAGGCCCGGCCGGUCUGCGGCCUGCACAGUGUGAUCAGCCCUUCGGAUGGGAAGAUCCUCAACUUCGGGCAGGUGAAGAACUGCGAGGUGGAGCAGGUGAAAGGGGUCACCUACUCCCUGGAGUCGUUCCUGGGCCCGCGCGCCUGCACGGAGGACCUGCCCUUCCCACCAGCCACCUCAUGUGACUCCUUCAAGAACCAGCUGGUCACUCAGGAAGGGAACGAGCUCUACCACUGUGUCAUCUACUUGGCCCCCGGGGACUACCACUGCUUCCACUCCCCCACUGACUGGACCGUUUCUCACCGGCGACACUUCCCAGGCUCCCUGAUGUCCGUGAACCCUGGCAUGGCUCGCUGGAUCAAAGAGCUCUUCUGCCACAACGAGCGGGUAGUCCUGACCGGGGACUGGAAACACGGCUUCUUCUCGCUGACGGCCGUGGGGGCCACCAACGUGGGCUCUAUUCGCAUCUACUUUGAUCGGGACCUGCACACGAACAGCCCGCGGUACAGCAAGGGCUCCUACAACGACUUCAGCUUCGUGACGCACACCAACAAGGAAGGUGUCCCCAUGCGCAAGGGCGAGCACCUGGGCGAGUUCAACCUGGGCUCUACCAUCGUGCUCAUCUUCGAGGCCCCCAAAGACUUCAACUUCCAGCUGAAAGCAGGACAGAAGAUCCGUUUUGGGGAGCCUCUGGGCUCUCUCUAGAGCCUCCUCAUGGCUGUGGCUGCUGAGGGCCUUUUCCAAACAGAAUGUGAGAGUCUCUUAGAGGCGAAAUGCCACGAGGCCAUCGGGUGGGGGGAUCUGAGCAGGUAGAACUGGAAUGAUUCCACCCCACCUGUCCCAGAGGUGCAGACAGGAGGUUCUGGAUCCUUCCCGUGAGGUGGUCUGAGCCCCUGCCAUGCCCUCAACCUGCGCUGUUCCCUCCCCCGAUACCCUACAAAGAAAGAAAAAGUGCAGGCUGGUGCGAUCUCAGAAUCCCUUCUGGAUCUCUCUCAACACCGUAUAAACCGGAGACCCGCUGAGCAUCCAGUCGGUCCACUGUCAUUCCAAGGUGAUGAGUGGUGACCAUGUACUGUCUUGUUGGUCUGCUCCUCCCCUCAGCUGGGCCAUUUUCUGUCGGCCCCUUUUGCUUUUUUUGGCCUUAACCCUCUGCCUUCCCCUGCACAGGGUGAGGUGCCUCCUUGGCACGGACUGUGGACACUGCCCCCGCACGGGGCCACACGGCCUUCGUGACAACCACUUUCUCUUCCCAAAUUCACCUCAUUCGGCUUGUUGGAAAAAGCAGAAUCUCUCUUUGCACUUAUAGCUGAAUGCAUCACCUUGAACCUGCGGUGUCUUCUGAGGACAGUGACUUAUGACGUAGACCUUUGCUGGUCCUCAUGACCGGCCUUCUGGAGCUGGCCGAGUCCUUUCUGUGGCAGGCAGGCGGCCCCUCCCUGUAUCCAGCCCCACAUGAAACGUGGGGCAGCUGCUGCUGUGGAGGAGCCUCUGGCAGAGGGAUCAGUGCCUAGGAACCCUGUCCCCAAGUGCUCAGGCCGUGGGGAGCCCCUGAGGGUGGGGACAGGCCAGAUUUCAUACUGAUUCUAGGGACACCGUGGAUUUCUCCUGCAGGAGAAGUCAUGGAACUCUUUCAACUGUAUCAGUAGCACAGUAUUUUUGUAUGAAAAGUGGGAGACUUCUGAACAGUAAUUCAUUUAAUUGCAAAACAUUUUGAAAUAAAAAGCUAAAACUCA